Molecule: messenger RNA, 509 nt
Organism: Diabrotica balteata
Lineage: Eukaryota; Metazoa; Arthropoda; Insecta; Coleoptera; Chrysomelidae
Source: the annotation of a GenBank genome assembly
ACAACACUCAAAUUGACCACAUGAAUAAUAGCGACAAAAAUAAACGAACAAAUAUCUCUGCAAGAGAAAAAACAAGGAUUUCUGACAGGAAGAUCAUGCCCGGAUGCAAAAGAUAACAUAGCUAUGGUAAGAUGUAAAGGAAAACUACUAGACAAGGAGAUUCUUUGAGCCCAUUAAUGUUUAAUCUGAUAAUGGAUCAAAUCAUAAAGAAAUUCUCUACCCUUUUGUAUGGGGUUGAAGCUUGGACACUUAAAAAAUCUAACAUUAAAAACCUAGAAGUAUUCGAAAUGUGGUGUUACCGACGUAUUUUGAAAAUAUCCUGGAUUAAUCGCAAAACAAACAAACAAGUAUUUGAACAACUAGGCAAACAAUACGAAGUUUUAAAUUCCAUAAAAAUCGGAAAAUUGGAAUACUUGGGGCACAUCAUGAAAGAUGAAAAAUACGAACUACUAAGUACUAUAAUGCAGGGUAAAAUCAAAGCCAGAACAAGCGUAGGAAGACGUAAAAUC